CGCAACGCUCGGAUAGAAAUAGAGACGAGAGCCCCCCUGCAUUGCUCAGAACCCAACGCCACCCGCCGCCCACUUCCCGCCUGCCGAAUCGCCGAUCACCUCCAGCACUGCUUCGUCCUGGCCCUUGCCAAUUGCUACCUUGAAUCUGAGGCCCGCCGGCACCCACCCUCUCGUCCUCCGUCUGGCCACCGAGGCUUGCCGCACCCUGGAGUGGGCUUCGUCCGUUGGUCCGAUUAGCGGUUAUGCACAUGUUCUGUUCGAUGAAACGCCUAGCAAGGUUGUCAUUGCCCUACAGAUGCACUUGUGGACUUUGAUGAAGCUCCGUGUAUUCUAAGGAUUGGAGUUCCAACGUACAGACAAAUGGCAUCGAUCAUAUUCGGUCCAGGAAACCUGCACGCCCUCUCUGUGCGGCUGAGAAUAUUAGCUGGGAGUUGGACAUUUCAGUAUGGUCCCUUUAUCUGUGGUGUGCAGCGGAGGUGGAAGAAGCCAGUAGAUUCAGCAAGAACCCGUCUGGAGAGCAGAACAAGGGAUCAUAGGCUGGACAAGCUAAUGGUUCAACUGAGAAACUUGAAGCUGGCCUUGGCUGCAUGUGAGUUGAUAUCUCAGCAGAGGAACGGAUAUGCUUCUCUUCAACUUCUUUCAAAGUGGAGACAUGAGGUCGGAUUGAACAUUGAGAUUGGCGCUUUCCUCAAGAAAUAUCCCCACAUUUUCCAGAUUUACAUGCACCCUGUGAAGAGAAACCAUUGCUGCAAGAUCACACAAAAGAUGACCGACUUGAUUGCAGAGGAAGAGGCCAUGAUCAGGGAGAAUGAGACCAACAUAGUUCAGCGGCUGAAGAAACUUCUCAUGCUCUCUACAAAUGGAACUCUGAAUAUGCACGCAUUAUGGCUAGUAAGAAGGGAACUUGGGCUGCCUGAUGAUUACAGGUCUUCCAUGCUACCGAAGUAUCCACAUGAUUUAUAUCUUGAAUCCCCUGAUACUCUGUCACUUGUCUCUCGGGAUGACGAAUUAGCUGUGGCUAAGAUUGAAGAAUGGAGGAAGAAAGAGUACACUGAAAAAUGGCUAGCUGAAUCGGAGACAAGAUACGCUUUUCCGAUCAACUUCCCUACUGGAUUUACGAUUGAGAAAGGCUUUAGGGAAAAACUGAAGAACUGGCAGAGGCUUCCCUACACCAAGCCUUAUGAGAAGAAUGAUUUGCAUCCGAUACACAAUGUGGACCGGAUUGAGAAACGUAUUGUUGGUAUUCUUCAUGAACUGUUAAGCCUUACGGUGGAAAAGAUGAUACCACUUGAGAGACUGUCGCACUUCAGACGAGUUUUUGCUAUGGAAGUAAACUUGAGGGAGCUUCUUCUUAAGUACCCAGGAAUUUUCUACAUCUCGACCAAGGGAAGUGCACAGACAGUCAUUCUAAGGGAGAGUUACAGUAAAGGCUGCCUGGUUGAGCCCAAUCCUGUAUACGAUGUGCGACGAAAAAUGCUAGAUCUGAUUUUGCCUGGAUGUCGUAAUAUUGGUGAACCGGAAUCUGCAGCUUGGUUUUCUGAGGAGUAUGAUCAGGGAAGCUGUCAUGAGUUGCAGAACAACAUAUGCCUGGUGGAUACUGCCAAUACCAUACUUGAACUUGAAACUGACAGUGACUCUACAGAAAGAAGUGUAUUACGGUCUAUGGAAGAGCUCCCGUACCAACAUUUCUAUGACUCACAAGAAAAGAGUGGAUAAGCAAUUAAGCAGACUGCAGACUUCAACGGGAAUGUAGGUAUAGUUUGGGCCUCUUGGUUACUGGACGCGGAUGGUAUCAACAGGCACCGUUCUCGCAGUAUCUUCAUUUGAUCUUGCUCUAGAAUGGAUCUUCCAAUUCGUGGCUGACAUGUGAAGCAUUAACGCAAAAUGAACAUCUGCAAUAGAGGCAGGUAACUGCAUAAAGCAAAAUGUGAUUCUGCCACCGUUUAUGAAUGCAACUGGAACUGGAAGUAGCUGCACGGUUUUCUUAUUCUUCUUGCGGACUAAUUCACGGACCUCCUCAGUCAGUGCCCAAACAGUAACGACACUGGAAUUGGUCGGAUGGGAGGGUUGUUACGAUCCAGAUAUAUGCACAUCAUUUUCCAUCGAAACAAGUGAAAAUAGUAGUCAAAUUUAUUCCGCUCAACUCCAGUUAGUCAUUAAGGAUUAAAAUGGUGCAAGACUCUUGAAGCAUUAAACAUACUUAUCCCGUACUCCAUGGAACGAACAGUUACAGUUCCUGCUGCUCCUUCGAAUGAUUAUUGUUUGAACUAAAAUCCUUCAAAUAAUUGAAUGAUGUGAUUAUCAUUAGCAUAA
Messenger RNA from Panicum virgatum (switchgrass), 2313 nucleotides. Its product is annotated as protein ROOT PRIMORDIUM DEFECTIVE 1-like. The transcript is spliced from 2 exons. The record is from RefSeq and is a predicted model, not a curated record. Gene Ontology annotation, molecular function: RNA binding. Bases 361 to 1716 code for a protein of 451 amino acids. NCBI's taxonomy places the organism in Eukaryota, Viridiplantae, Streptophyta, Magnoliopsida, Poales, Poaceae.